Molecule: messenger RNA, 1395 nt
Organism: Suillus clintonianus
Lineage: Eukaryota; Fungi; Basidiomycota; Agaricomycetes; Boletales; Suillaceae
Product: peptidase S10 serine carboxypeptidase
Exons: 11
Coding region: 1-1395 (464 amino acids)
Biological process (GO): proteolysis
Cellular component (GO): fungal-type vacuole
Molecular function (GO): serine-type carboxypeptidase activity
Source: RefSeq, a predicted model, not a curated record
AUGCUUAUCAGGCUCUUGACACUAGUUGUUCCACUUGCACUAGCUGUCGGCAUUGGUGCUCACAAGCAGGUGGCUUUCAAGGAUGAUAAGUUCCUCAAUGAAACAAUUCCCCAUGCCCUGGCUUCUGUUACAUCCGAGGACUCUUUCACAACAUUGUCUCUUGCCCGUUUCCCUCACCACUCCGUUCGCAUCAAGAAGUCAGAUUUCUGCGAUCCCACUGUUUCUGUCUACACCGGCUAUCUUGAUGUCGAUCAGGGAGCAAAGCACUUGUUCUUCUACUUCUUUGAAAGCCGCAGAGACCCAGAAACUGAUGAUGUGAUGAUGUGGAUCAAUGGAGGUCCCGGGUGUUCUGCCGCGCUUGGCUUGUUAUUUGAACUUGGGCCAUGUAGCAUCGACGUCAGUGGUUCAUCCCCAAAUAGUACCACAUGGAACCCAUACUCGUGGAAUAAGGAAGCCAAUAUUUUCUUCCUGGACCAACCAGUUGGGGUAGGCUACUCAUAUGCCGACUUUGGUGAAACAGUUGAGACGACGGAGGAUGCUGCUCAGAAUGUGCAUGCAUUCAUCACAAUCUUUUUCGAGGGACGGUAUCUUCCUGUCUUUGCCAGCGAAAUUUACGACCAGAAUCAAAUUGCAAAGGCAGAGGGACGACCGACCAUCAACCUUCAAAGUAUCCUGAUCGGGAAUGGUAUCACUGAUAUCUCAACUUUAUACCAAGGGCGCUAUGAGAUUGAAUGCGGCACUGCUGCCCUUGAAAUACCAUUCCAACAAAUCAGCUCUUGUGUGCGCAUGAAGUCGGCGUUACCUCGGUGUCAAGCUUUCAUGCGUGAUGGAUGCAUCAACCAAUUUGAUCACAUGAAUUGUGGGGCCGCUGUUGCCUUCUGCGACGCACAGCUUAGCACUGCAUUUUGGGCAAGUGACCGGAAUGUGUACGAUGUCUCAAUGACGUGUGACGACCAAGAACUGUGCUAUGCAGGAGACGCCAUUAUCCGAGAUUUUCUUGAUGCGCCAGAGACACGGAAGAUGCUUGGUGCUCAGAGCCCGGGUGAAUUUUCUCUCUGCUCUGGUGUUGUCGGGCGCAACUUCGUCUCUCACCUUGACAAGUGGGCACACCAUACCCAAGACUAUGUUACAGCCCUCCUCGAAAGGAACAUUAGAGUGUUGAUUUAUGCCGGAACUUAUGACUGGCAGUGCAACUGGAUUGCAAACAAGCUGUGGGUGGAUAAGUUAGAUUGGACGGGACGUUCUGCGUACGUGAAAGAGAGCUGGAAGUCAUGGUACGUCGAUGGAGAAAAGGCAGGUGAAACCAAGAAUGCUGGCCCUCUGACAUUUGCUACGGUGCUGGGCGCCGGCCACAUGAUGAGUCCUUCCUUUGCUCUGGCUGUGACCUUCGUCUGA